UAUACAUGACAUGCCUCUGGUUAUUUAAGUUAAUUUAGUUUUAUGUUAAACACUGUUGAGAUGAAUUUAAUGAUAAAGAGCUAAGAAAUGGAAAGUUUAAAAAACCAAGACAGCACAUUGGGCACACUGGUAUCGACUAUGAGAUCAACCGGGAUAAUGUUCCUUACUGUUAUAAUUCUUUUUCCGGCAUCAGUUAGUUUAACGUCAUCAAUUGGCCAUCAACCGUGCACAAACGGAACAGCGUUUGCCAGUCCAAACACGGGAUGUCGCGAUUCACCCACACCUGUCUGUGUCGAGUGUUUCAAAGGGUCAAAUGAAACCAUCGAUUCCAAUAAAAGACGGAACCCUGGACGUGAUUGUUGGACAUAUUUUAAUGAAAAUAAAAUAAUGAGAAUUAGUAUCCUGUCAGUUUUUGGAUUUCUUCUUGUCUGCAGUGCUUGCCUAUUUGUGUACAUGUAUAGAAAUGUCUACAAGUGUCCAAUAACAUAUGCCAAGAAUCCAACUUGUCUCUGGAGUGUAUCAUUCCGCAACCACAAGGCAGGGCAGACAGACGACAUGGAUGCUGUGUUUAUAGUUGACGAGGAUGUGAUGGACUAUGGAUCCAUAGAUAAUCAAAGUAAAUUGCAAGACUGCGACUUCGAAGAAAUUAUACUCGAGUAGUCACCGUCACAGCAAUGACCUCAAACCUUCAAAUGGUGUCUUGUGUGUUAUGUGCAACAUGUUUUUGUUGUUCUUAAAUACAAGUUGAACUGCACUAUGUGUUGAGUUCAUAUAUAUACUUCUUUCAUAAAGGAAACGAAUACUUCCUUUGUUGUAAGUUAGUAGCUUACAAUGUGUGCAUUUGAAAACAUGUACUAGAAUAAC
Molecule: messenger RNA, 864 nt
Organism: Mya arenaria
Lineage: Eukaryota; Metazoa; Mollusca; Bivalvia; Myida; Myidae
Exons: 2
Coding region: 88-660 (190 amino acids)
Source: RefSeq, a predicted model, not a curated record